CGUGGUCUGAGACGUCUUGGAGACCUUGGCUUAUUUUUGUGCGGGCGCCGAGAUUUUCUUUGAGCGUUUCCCCUUUUCUUCUUCCCAGUGAAUGGAUAUUAUAAAAGCGACAUGUGCUCGCGACUAAUAAGUGAACUUAUGGGGGGGAAAUAAAAGGAUCCGCUCUCGUCGAAGCCCGUGCCGUGGGGUUGUUUUGUGUGUGGGAAUAAGUCGUGUCGAAAGAGAGAGAGAGAGACAGAGAGAGAGAGAGAGAGAGGAUGAGGCCGGCGGUGUGUGUGUGAGAAGAGCUCGGCGUGGAAUGGAGGAGCUCCUCCUGCGGAUCCCAGCUUCGUCUCUCGCGCUCCGACCGGUCAGCGAAUGGGCAGAGUGACUCUCUCCUGAGGAAAUCUGGGAUUUUGCAGCAUUGCUGGCUGCUGGAGUGCACAGAUCGGUGCCGACUCACAGAAAGUUGCUUUGUCUGCAGGGGAGAGGGUCAGAGGUUGCACUCUGGGGAUCGCGGGCAGGCUCGGCCCACAAGGAGCGGCGCAGGUCUCUGAGACCUGUUGGCCAUUCAAGGUUCAAGGACUUCACUCACGCAUCCUGUUGCAGUGCAGAAGCAGAGAUGGCAACGGCUAUAUCGUGACGCAGAGGGAGAUGUGUGCCCGAGGGCAUUGAGGGCUCCUGGGGAGACACCAGGCACACGAGUAAAGAAUGCUGGAACUGCAAGAGGAGAGAGCAGCAGCAGCAGCAGCAGCAGCACAUUUUACCAAGAAAGAGCGAGCCAAGAAGGAGCGAGAGGAGGCCAAGGAGAGCCGCAGCAGUAGCAGCGCAGGCCCCAGGAACCCCCGUGUUACCCCUGCCCACACCAAGGCCACGCCCAGCCCGCACCAGCACUUGAAUCCGCCCUCUGCUUCCCUGGGAUCUCCGUCAAUGCAUUCCAGCAAUCCCAAAGUGAGGAACUCCCCUUCAGCGAACACUCAGAGCAGUCCAAAAUCCAAGCAGGAGGCCAUGGUGCGGUCUCCCCCUGUAAUGUCUCCGUCCAGUGCAGCCCAAAUGGACUCCAAACUGCCCAAUCAGGGAAAGCAAGGAGGCACUGGUGGCCAGUCACAGCCCUCGCCCUGUGACCCAAAGACAAUAAGCGGCAGCCAUCCCCCCAAGGGGCCACAGGGUGCCAUGGGCAACCUGGGCCUGAAAAAUGGACAGAGCCUGACCUCGGGCAAUGGGCCAAAGGGGAAGGUCAAGAGGGAACGGAGCACCUCAGUCGAAUCCUUUGAGCAGCGGGACACAGGGACGCCAAACAAUGAGAUGGAGCAGAAAGACUCUGGCCUCAGGGCGAAGCGGAUGUGUGUUGCUGAGCGGCGGCAGCCCUACAGCGGAACAGACUGGUGCUCUGGGGCAGAGAGCGAUGAGGACGAUCCUGGCUUCUUUAAUUGCAACUCCUCUGACAUCAAGCCCCAGGACCCCAGUUCACUCCCCUCAUCCAACGCUGGGAUCAGCCGUUCUUCCACACCAUCCCAUAAUGCCACUGGGGCACAGAGCACCUCCUCUGAACCAGCUGGUGGCCAGAAGGCUUCUUCUAAAGUUGUUUAUGUCUUCACUACAGAAAUGGCAAACAAGGCUGCAGAUGCAGUCAUCACAGGUCAUGCCGACACCAUCAUUGCUUACCACAUGAAGAACAUCUCCAGCAGUAAGGGUGACAAGUCCCACCUUCCUGUGAACAAUCAGAUGGGACCUCUCCGAAAUGAGCAGAAGCCCCUGCAACAGGCAACAGGAAACCCCCAGCAGCAGUCAUCUCACCCCUCUGAGCAGAACCAUCAGUUGGCCACCAAAGUCCCACCCCAAAGCCAGCAGCAGCCAGCUCAGCCUCCUUCGUCUCAGCAACCACCACAGGGGGCUAAACCGGGAAGCCUUCCUCAGGAUGGCGCUAUGUCAGGGGGAAUGGACUCCAAGAGCCUUCCCAGCAGCAGUCCCCACAAUGCCACGCCCCAAGAUGGCACUCCAAGUAGCCAGGCAUCUUGCACCCCAGGCCCCCAGCCUGGCUUUCCCUCCAUGGAGCAGUCCAAGGGUACUGAUGCCAAGCUGACGGCCCAGCACCACCAGCAGAUGGCCAACGAGAUAAUGUCCAGCAUGAGCGACAACCCUGAAGGCCUGUCCCAAGAGCAGCUGGAGCACCGAGAGCGCUCGCUCCAGACACUGCGCGACAUCCAGCGUAUGCUCUUCCCUGAUGACAAGGACAUGACCUCCAUGGGCCAAGCAAACCCCACUGCACCCCCACCCAACUCGGGCAUGAUGGAGGGCAUGGCCAAGAAACCUGACCAGGGCCCCCUGCAGGCUAUGAUGGCCCAGUCUCAGAACUUGGGGAAACCAGGCUCUGGUUCCCGGCCAGAGGGUCCAAACUUUGGUCCCUCUGGUCACAGGGACAUGCCCUUCUCCCCAGACGAGCUAGGCCCUCCUCCGCCCGGUCCACCCAUGAAUUCUCACCCAGGGCCAGAACACGGGGACCACAUGACACCAGAGCAGAUGGCCUGGCUGAAGCUGCAACAGGAGUUCUAUGAGGAGAAAAAGCGGAAACAGGAGCAAAUGCAGCAUCGGCCCAUGCCUGACAUGAUGCUACACCAGCAUGGGCCCCGGGGCAUGAUGCGCGGGCCUCCUCCUCCCUACCAGAUGAACCCUGGGGAGGUAUGGGGACCUGGUGGACCUGAGCCCUUCCCUGACCAGAUGAACAUGGGCCCUAGGGGUAUGGGUCCCCCUCACCAUAUGCAGAGGAUGCCAGGCUUCCCAGGAAUGAUGAACCCUGACAUGGAUGGAGGUCCCAACCCCAUUCCCCGGCCUGGCAUGAACUGGCCAGAUGACAUGCCCAAGAUGGGAGACGGUAGGGGAUUCUUGCCUGGUCAAGGUGUUUUUGGGGGUCCGGGAGGGCGAGGAGAGAGGUUCCCCAACCCCCAAGCAGUACAAGAAGCCAUGUUCCAGCAGGGCAUGGGUGACAAGCAGCAAAUGGGUUUGCCACCAGGAAUGGUGAUGGACAUGAAUAGGAUGAUGGGAAACCAAAGACCCAUGGAUCCUGGCAACAACAAUGGCGGUGGUGCUAUGUUCCCCAGAAUGCCGGGAGAAGGACCCAUGAGCCCUUCCUCCAGGAUGGAGUUUGUGAAAGGCCUUGGGCGGGACAUGGGGGAGUUUGCUAUGGGACCUGGAAACAUGAACAUGAAAGAUAUGCACCUCAAUGUCAGUGUGGGCCCCAACCCGCAGAUGAUGCCCUCAAAGGUGCGAGAACCACCGAUGAAUAUGAGUCCUGAGGAGAUGAUGAAAAUGAGGCAAGGUGGAGGGGGUCCCCCACCUGACAGCAUGGGGCCCCAGCAGAAAAUACUUCAGGGACCCCCUUUCCCUGACCAGUCCCAGCCUGGGGACUUCAACAUGGGGCCUGCGAGGCAUUUCCCAGGCAUGCCUCCUCAGGGGCCCGGGAACAUGAGAGGCCCCCGUGGUGAGCAGCCCUUUGGGCCCGAGCAAAGAGGUAAUGCUGGUGCCAACUCCCGGCUCAGCCACAUGCCCCCGAGCCAGCCCCCCAACUCUGCUGCCCUGGGCUCAGGCCCAUCCCCCAACCAGAGGAACAUUGGACGCAAACCCUCAGACCUGAGUGUCCAGGCGGGCCCUGUGAACUCGCCCAAUGUGAAUCCCCUCAAGUCGCCAACGCUGCGACAGGUGCAGUCGCCCAUGCUGGGCUCUCCCUCAGGCAACCUCAAGUCCCCACAGACCCCUUCACAGUUGGCGGGCAUGCUCUCGGGACCGUCGGUGGCAGCAGCCGCUGCCGCUGCAGCUUCCAUCAAGUCCCCACCCAUGAUGGGCUCGGCAGGCGCUUCACCCGUCCACCUGAAAUCCCCAUCGCUCCCGGCUCCCUCUCCUGGCUGGACAUCCUCCCCGAAGCCCCCCAUGCAGAGUCCCGGCAUUCCCCAGAAUAACAAGCCCUCCCUCAGCAUGACCUCGCCGAGCAUGAUGGGAAGUGUGGAGACAGGUGGGAACGGCCCCCCCUCAGCCCCUCCCUCCAGCAACUCAUCCGGCCCACCUGGCUCCAUGGGUCUUCCGGGCAGUCUUCCGUCAGGCAGCCCCUACUCGAUCCCCCCUGAGCCCACCUUGUCACAGAACCCUCUGUCUAUCAUGAUGUCGCGUAUGUCCAAGUUCGCCAUGCCCAGCUCCACGCCACUCUACCAUGAUGCCAUCAAGACGGUGGCCAGUUCAGAUGACGACUCCCCACCAGCACGCUCACCCAACCUGCCCCCAAUGAGUAACAGUAUGACCAGUAUGGGAGUGAACCACCACCCUCGAAUGAUGGCACCCAGCUCCUCAGGCCACAUGCCAUCCCUUAGCCCCAUGGGCAUGAACACAAUGGGCUCGCAGCCUCACUCCCACAGCAUGCCCAGUCAGAUGCCCUCACCCAACAUGCCUCCUCACUCUGGGCCUAUGGGGCCAGGGAUGAUGCCUCAUGGCAUUAUGAUGCCUCCAGGGUCCCAGGAGCCCGGAAUGGGUAAUUCCCAGAUGAUACCUCAGGGGCGAAUGGGCUUUCCCCACCGGCAGCAGGGCUUCCCUCCUGGCCAGUCCCCUCCUCAGCAGGUCCCCUUCCCGCACAAUGGGCCUGGCCACCAGGGAGGCUUCCCGCAGGGCAUGGGCUUCCCGGGGGAUGGUGGGCCGUUGGGUCGGAUCAGCAACCUGCCUCAUGGGCCUGGCGGGGAGCCCCCUAUGUGUAAACCCACAGCCCCUGGAGGCCAGGAGUCUUUUGGCAACAUGCCGGGCGUCUUCAACGAUGCAGAUCUACAUGAGGUGAUUCGGCCCGGUGCCUCCGGGAUCCCCGAAUUCGAUUUGUCCCGGAUCAUCCCAUCAGAGAAACCUAGCCAGACUUUGUCCUACUUCCCUCGUGGCGAGGCCCCUGGGGCCAAGCCUCCGCAUCCCUCAGGGCCCUCUGGCUUCCCACAAAUGCAAGGGAUGAUGGGUGAGGGGAAUCCCAGAAUGGGCCUGCCUAUGGGUGGGAUGGGGGGCCCUUCAGGACCAGGACACAUGGGUCCUCAGGACAUGCCCAUGGGAAACCCGAGCCACAACCCCAUGCGACCGCCCGGCUUCAUGCCCCAGGGCAUGAUUGGACCCCAGCACCGGAUGCUAUCGCCAGGACAGCCGGGCAUGAUGGGUGGCCCAGGGAUGGCGCAGGGAAAGGAGAGAGGCCCUAUGUACAACCACCCUGGGCCUGUGGGCUCACCUAACAUGAUGAUGUCACUACAUGGGAUGGGCGGACCCCAGCAGACUAUGAUGAUGCCACCCCAAAUGAGGCCUCGUGGAAUGGCAGCAGACAUGGGCAUGGGCUUCAACCCCGGGCCAGGAAACCCAGGCAAUCUGAUGUUCUAAGCUGCUACACACAGUGGACACCAAUAAAAGACAUGCAAAAAACUAAAUACAAGAAUACUAAGAAGAGGACACACAAAUGGAGUGGCUCUUUCAAGCACACGCAUGGAGUGGGACCACGAGGAACAUGCAGCACUUUCACACUCAGACCUGCAGGUGAACAGGGAACAUCGCUGUGCAGUGGUGAAGAAGUGCUCGCCAUGCGACACAUCGUGGCAGAGGCGUGGAGUUUACGUGCCGAGAGGGCGAACGCAAAGCGACUUGCGGUUCUUCUUUUCGGUUUCAUUUGUUUUGGGAAGUCCAGAAUGUAUGGGAUUGGUCUCUAUAAUUAGUGCAAAACUGUUCUAGGAUUGAAAACAUAAAGUGAAAAACUUUCAAAAGAAAAAACCUUGAAGAAAACAGUACUCCAGGAGUAGAGGUCUGUAGUUGUUCUUCUGAUAAUAAAAUGACUUGUCAAGAAAAUGUGGAAAAACAAAAAAAACAAAAAAUGUAAAAAGACAAAAAAAUCCAAGGUUCGCCAUUUUGUCACAAGUUGCACCGUUUUUUGCUGUAUGUUUACGUCUCAUCAGAUCUGUUCCCUCCAGAAAUAAAAUGCUCUUUGUAUUUGUGUACUGUACUUGUAUUGUAAAAGGGAUUUUAGCAGUGACUUGUAUAGGGUUUUUCCCCGUCUUCAUUUUACGUUAGGGGGGAAGGGUGACAGUGGAGAAAUGCGCUGCAACCCCUGCCAAAACAGUACUGUUUACCAUGGGGGGACUGAGAAAUUUUAAUUUUUUAAUUUUUAUUUUCCUUUGUAACUCCAGUGUAUAACAAACCAAACUAUGACCUCAUACAGAUAAUAGUAUUAUAAAAGAAGCACAAACAUGGAUUAACUAUAAAGUGUUCUUUUCUUUUUUAUUGUAGAGAAAAACACUAUUGACUAAGUAGAAACAGUAAUCUUCUGAUAUAUGCAGUGUGUUCUCCUAUUCUUGAGCUACCUUUCUUUUCUUGAUAGGAUGGGAGUCAGGGGAUAUCAAACACGCCUCAUGUCCUAAACUAGUGGUCGACUCUGGCACCUGGGUCAAACAUUUAGUAUACCUGGUUGUGACAGCAAAUUUUACUACUCCUUUUUUUAUUUUUAUUUUAUUUUAUUUUGCUGUGUAUUGUUACUUAAGACUAUCCUAGAUAUGCUCUGGAUUUCUGAGGGGUUAAUCCAGAUUUUUUUGUAAUAAAUAAAAAUAAAAAGGAAUAAAAAACAGAACACAGGUUAUUUCUUAAUGACCCCCCCAGCAGUGUAAACAUGUCAUGUGUAACUCCGUUGAAUUUGGUACAGAACCACUUCCGAGGGCUGUGGUGGUGAAGACAAAUAAAAUAUAUUGUUUGUUAUAAUGUGUACUGCAGCCUUAUGUGUUCCUUAGCAGAUAUAUCAUUUCAGUGCUCUUUACCUUGGAAUUCAACAUGGUUGAACAAGCCCAGUGUUUUUUUU
Messenger RNA from Scleropages formosus (Asian bonytongue), 6823 nucleotides. RefSeq names its product B-cell CLL/lymphoma 9 protein-like. Gene Ontology annotation, cellular component: beta-catenin-TCF complex. Gene Ontology annotation, molecular function: beta-catenin binding; transcription coactivator activity. Gene Ontology annotation, biological process: positive regulation of transcription by RNA polymerase II; canonical Wnt signaling pathway. NCBI's taxonomy places the organism in Eukaryota, Metazoa, Chordata, Actinopteri, Osteoglossiformes, Osteoglossidae. Bases 691 to 5364 code for a protein of 1557 amino acids. The record is from RefSeq and is a predicted model, not a curated record. The transcript has 11 exons.